AAAUAAUGGGAAAAAAACGGAACUGAGCGCACGUUAUUAUUUACUGAUCAACAAACUAUUAUAUCGGGCUUGUACAUAAUAGAGUUACCGUCACUUGUUUAUAGAAACCGUGGUAAGCUAGUACUGUGAGCACGUGAGUAUGUUUGUGUGCUUGUGGUGCGGUCUUAUGGGUGGUACCCGGCGACACUGACUUCUUGCAAAGGGCGGCUUAGAACUCUCUCUAAAGUGCGUCUUUUUUGACUGUGACUACAGUACUGGUUAAAACUUGGAUAACGGGAACGUUCUCACAAUACUUCAUUGGAUCAUUGUGGUUUGGAUAUCUGGUAAACUGUGACUCAGGGAGAGACUCCAGAGGAAAGAGAAUGGCAGUUCAUAUUAUAAUUUUCUGCUACAUUCUGUUGGCAGGCGAUACUGCUGUUUUGGAAGUUGACGCUCAUGACUGUGGUCCUUUUCCAAGCUUCACAAAUGGAAUAACUGAGUAUCCCAACAAAGUCACAACAAGUGGUUCUGCAGUUCACCUCUCCUGUGAAAAAAGGUAUCGACUUCAAGGGGCAGCAAGAAGAGUUUGCAGUUCAAGUGGCUGGGUUGGUGGUAAUGCUACAUGUGUACCUGUUAUGUGCCCUAAACCUGAAGUAAAAGAUGGUCACGUGGUGUAUGAGAAUGGACCCGAGAACCAGUUUAAUACUUCAGUUACAUUUAAGUGUAAUGAAGGUUUCAGAAACAGAGGCAGUUUAGCUGUAGCAUGCAACAAGGACGGACACUGGGAUCCUCCACUUCCUACAUGUGAAGGAUUCCACAAUAAAACUGUUGGAGAAUACCCUACAAGGCUUUCAGAUGGUGUCAGGACUUCUGAUGUACCACUAGGAAACACAGAAGGAGUCCACAACAAAACUGUUGGAGAAAACCCUGCAAGGCUUUCAUAUGGUGUUAGGACUUCGGAUGUACCGCUAGGAAACACAGAAGGAAUUCACAAUAAAACUGUUGGAGAAUACUCUACAAGGCUUUCAUAUGGUGUCAGCACUUCUGAUGUACCGCUGGGAAACACAGAAGGGCCCACCAGUGCAGAUGUCAGAAAACUCUCUACAGUGGUUCCAGAUGUUGGCGGCACUUCUGAUGCAUCACUGGGAAGAACAGAAGGUAUGUAG
Molecule: messenger RNA, 1145 nt
Organism: Protopterus annectens (West African lungfish)
Lineage: Eukaryota; Metazoa; Chordata; Ceratodontiformes; Protopteridae
Product: membrane cofactor protein-like
Exons: 8
Coding region: 363-1145 (260 amino acids)
Source: RefSeq, a predicted model, not a curated record